CACUGAGAAGUGCUCCACUAUGCCCGACUCACCUGCGGAUGUGAAAACACAAUCCAGGUUAACUCCAACCACCAUGCCUCCUCCUCCUCCAACCACCCAGGGAGCCCCUCGAACCAGCUCCUUCACACCUACUACAUUAACCAACGGCAACAACAGCCACUCCCCCACAGCGUUAAAUGGAGCUCCCUCGCCACCCAACGGCUUCAGCAACGGGCCUAGCUCCUCCUCAUCUUCCUCGCUGGCGAAUCAGCUGCUCCCUCUUGGGUGCGGCGCCCGGCAGCUCAGCAAGCUGAAACGCUUCCUCACAACUCUACAGCAGUUCGGCAACGACAUCUCACCCGAGAUCGGAGAACGCGUCCGCAUGCUGGUGCUGGGGCUGGUGAAUUCCACGUUGACCAUAGAGGAAUUCCACUCCAAGCUCCAAGAAGCGACCAACUUCCCGCUCCGACCCUUCGUCAUCCCGUUCCUGAAGGCCAACCUGCCACUCCUACAGCGGGAACUGCUGCACUGUGCCCGUCUGGCCAAGCAGAACCCAGCUCAGUACCUGGCACAACACGAACAGCUCCUCCUGGACACCUCCUCCACCACCUCCCCCGUCGACUCCUCAGAACUACUCCUAGACCUCAACGACAACGGCAAGAGGAGAACACCUGACAGAACCAAAGUGAAUGGCUUCGACAGGGAUGGCCCCCUGCACCUGGAGACCCCCGGUAAGAGACCCUGUACGAUCAGCCCGGCAGGCCAAAGGUUCAGCCCCUCCAACGGUCUCUCCUACCAACCUAACGGCUUGGCCCAUGGACACCCCACGCCGCCCCCUCCCCCGCCCCCACAGCACUACCGGCUGGACGACAUGGCCUUCACAAACCAUUACAGAGACUCACCACACUACCGCCACCGUGAGCUCAGGGAGAGACCACGACCACUGGGAAUGCACGGGGCUCGUCAGGAAGAGGUGAUCGACCACCGGUUGACAGACAGAGAAUGGGGGGAGGAAUGGAAGCACCUUGACCAUGUAAGAAAAUACCUUCCUCCUCCUCAGCUGCUGAACUGCAUCAUGGACAUGGUGGAGAAGACGAGGCGUUCUCUCACCGUGCUGCGGCGCUGCCAGGAGGCCGACAGGGAGGAGCUUAACUACUGGAUCAGACGAUACAGCGACGCGGACGACCUGAAAAAAGGAGCCAGCAGGACCCAGAGUAGACAGCACAGUCCUACAGGACAGGACGACCUCACAACAGAGAUUCACCGGGAUCUUCUCCAUAGACCAGUGACGACCGGAUACGUACCUGAAGAAAUCUGGAAGAAAGCUGAAGAGGCUGUGAACGAGGUGAAGCGCCAGGCCAUGUCAGAGCUCCAGAAGGCGGUUUCAGAGGCAGAGAGGAAGGCCCAUCAGAUGAUAAGCACUGAGAGGUCCAAGAUGGAGCGUAUGGUGGCAGAGGCCAAGAGACAGGCAGCGGAGGACGCACUGACUGUCAUCAACCAGCAGGAGGACUCCAGCGAGAGUUGUUGGAACUGCGGGCGGAAGGCGAGCGAGACCUGCAGCGGCUGUAACACGGCGCGCUACUGCGGCUCCUUCUGCCAGCACAAAGACUGGGAGAAACACCACCACGUGUGUGGACAGACUCUCCAGGCCUCCCAGGCUACUCAGCAGCCGCAGGGUACAGAGACCUCCACUACACCCUCUAGUAGAGCAGGCAGCCCAGCCGGAACCCCGUCUGCCACCACACCCCGCUCCGCCACUCCAGGAACCCCCUCUACGCUGGAAACCACGCCGCACUAAACCGGGAGCCACCCGGGGAGCCAUCGGAGACUCCCAGUAGCCCAACAUGACUGACUCACUUCAUGCUAAAUGCUAACGCGCUAACGCUACUUCUGUUGAAGUAGUGGAGGUUCCACACAGGAGGUUUAUACAUGUAGAUCAGUCACAUUGACUUGUCAUGAUUAACUAUGAACACAAAUAUAUUAUUAUUAUUAUUAUUAUUACUACUAUUGCUGUUAUCAUCCGUUGUCGUCUACGUUUGUUGGUGUUGAUGAUUGUUGACGUUGUCAUUGUUGCUUCUCUUACAUUGUUUCCUGUAAAUAUGAAUCAUAGAAAACAGACUCCAGCGAUGACAGUCCAGACAAAUAUAUACGGACCUUUGUGUUCAGUCCCGCUUCCUAAAUGAGUUGUUGUUUACCUGGGAUGUAAUAUGAAACUAGCUGACCUCAGACACCAAACAACCAAUGAGUUGUUGUUUACCUGGGAUGUAAUAUGAAACUAGCUGACCUCAGACACCAAACAACCAAUGAGUUGUUGUUUACCUGGGAUGUAAUAUGAAACUAGCUGACCUCAGACACCAAACAACCAAUGGAAUAUUACUGCAACACAAACACUGUGGGAAGAGCAGACGCCAACUCUCUUAUUAUGGGAAGACCACAAAUACAAAGAACAGACAGACAGACAGACAGACAGACAGACAGACAGACAGACAGACAGGUGGAUAGUACCCAUGGGUUACAGACAGAGGGACUGUAGCUGCCAGCAGCAAGGUGCAGAUGUGGAACAGACUGUAAAGGAACCACAGCUGUUCCUCUUGACUAGUAAUAAUAUCCAGGUCAGUGGACUGACAAAGAUGUCUCCCUCCCUGAGGGAUGGAAGAGCAAGGAACCAUACAAAUUACCAACCCUGGAUACCAAGAUAGAACUAAUACCUGACUGCAGUACAUGGAAAGAAGGACUCUGUCUGAAUGUAUGUUACACCUGCACUGACUAUCUCUCUGUUCCAAACCAGGAAGUGAACAGAAUGUGAGGUCAUUAACCUGCGCCAGAGAGACUGUCAGCUCCUCACUAUGACAACCACCGGGAAACAAAGAGCUGAAGAGAUUACCUAUGAAUCAGUGAGAGAAAACAGAAGGACACCCUGAACCCAACUCUACUCUCUCUCUGUCCUGCCCAUCUCCUCCAUCUCCUCUGAACCCAACUCUACUCUCUCUCUGUCCUGCCCAUCUCCCCCAUCUCCUCUGAACCCAACUCUACUCUCUCUCUGUCCUGCCCAUCUCCUCUGAACCCAACUCUACUCUCUCUCUGUCCUGCCCAUCUCCUCCAUCUCCUCUAAACCCAACUCUACUCUCUCUCUGUCCUGCCCAUCUCCUCCAUCUCCUCUGAACCCAACUCUACUCUCUCUCUGUCCUGCCCAUCUCCUCCAUCUCCUCUGAACCCAACUCUACUCUCUCUCUGUCCUGCCCAUCUCCUCCAUCUCCUCUGAACCCAACUCUACUCUCUCUCUGUCCUGCCCAUCUCCUCCAUCUCCUCUGAACCCAACUCUACUCUCUCUCUGUCCUGCCCAUCUCCUCCAUCUCCUCUGAACCCAACUCUACUCUCUCUCUGUCCUGCCCAUCUCCUCUAAACCCAACUCUACUCUCUCUCUCUGUCCUGCCCAUCUCCUCCAUCUCCUCUAAACCCAACUCUACUCUCUCUCUCUGUCCUGCCCAUCUCCUCCAUCUCCUCUAAACCCAACUCUACUCUCUCUCUGUCCUGCCCAUCUCCUCCAUCUCCUCUGAACCCAACUCUACUCUCUCUCUGUCCUGCCCAUCUCCUCCAUCUCCUCUGAACCCAACUCUACUCUCUCUCUGUCCUGCCCAUCUCCUCCAUCUCCUCUGAACCCAACUCUACUCUCUCUCUGUCCUGCCCAUCUCCUCUAAACCCAACUCUACUCUCUCUCUGUCCUGCCCAUCUCCUCCAUCUCCUCUGAACCCAACUCUACUCUCUCUCUGUCCUGCCCAUCUCCUACAUCUCCUCUGAACCCAACUCUACUCUCUCUCUGUCCUGCCCAUCUCCUCUGAACCCAACUCUACUCUCUCUCUGUCCUGCCCAUCUCCCCCAUCUCCUCUGAACCCAACUCUACUCUCUCUCUGUCCUGCCCAUCUCCUCCAUCUCCUCUGAACCCAACUCUACUCUCUCCCUGUCCUGCCCAUCUCCUCCAUCUCCUCUAAACCCA
Messenger RNA from Oncorhynchus keta (chum salmon), 3973 nucleotides. RefSeq names its product protein CBFA2T1-like. Gene Ontology annotation, cellular component: nucleus. The transcript is spliced from 10 exons. Gene Ontology annotation, molecular function: transcription corepressor activity. Gene Ontology annotation, biological process: negative regulation of DNA-templated transcription; DNA-templated transcription. NCBI's taxonomy places the organism in Eukaryota, Metazoa, Chordata, Actinopteri, Salmoniformes, Salmonidae. The record is from RefSeq and is a predicted model, not a curated record. Bases 20 to 1777 code for a protein of 585 amino acids.